Molecule: messenger RNA, 1197 nt
Organism: Dothidotthia symphoricarpi CBS 119687
Lineage: Eukaryota; Fungi; Ascomycota; Dothideomycetes; Pleosporales; Dothidotthiaceae
Product: glycogen synthase kinase-like protein-3 beta
Exons: 7
Coding region: 1-1197 (398 amino acids)
Biological process (GO): protein phosphorylation; signal transduction
Cellular component (GO): cytoplasm
Molecular function (GO): ATP binding; protein serine/threonine kinase activity; protein serine/threonine/tyrosine kinase activity
Source: RefSeq, a predicted model, not a curated record
AUGAGCCAGAACCGGCCAUCGGCCUUCUCGUCACUCAGAAUGGGCGAAGUCAUCCGCGAGAAGGUCCAGGACGGCCUGACAGGCGACUACAAGGACCUAGCCUACACGCAGUGCAAGAUUGUCGGAAAUGGGUCCUUUGGCGUCGUCUUCCAGACAAAGCUGUCGCCUAGCGGCGAGGAUGCGGCUAUCAAGCGCGUGCUACAGGACAAGCGUUUCAAGAACCGUGAACUGCAGAUCAUGCGCAUCGUCCGACACCCCAACAUUGUCGAACUCAAGGCUUUCUUCUACAACAAUGGCGAGCGGCCACAGAAGGACGAGGUGUACCUGAAUCUCGUGCUUGAAUUCGUUCCCGAGACCGUGUACCGUGCCUCGCGCUACUUCAACAAGAUGAAGACAGUCAUGCCUAUUCUUGAGGUCAAGCUCUACAUCUACCAGCUGUUCCGCUCGCUCGCCUACAUCCACUCGCAAGGCAUUUGCCACAGGGACAUCAAGCCUCAGAACCUUCUGCUUGAUCCGUCUACCGGUGUGUUGAAGUUGUGCGAUUUUGGAAGCGCAAAGAUCCUGGUUGAAAACGAGCCCAACGUGUCGUACAUCUGCUCCAGGUACUACCGAGCACCUGAGCUCAUCUUCGGAGCCACCAAUUACACCACCAAAAUUGAUGUCUGGUCAACUGGCUGCGUGAUGGCGGAGCUCAUGCUCGGUCAACCUCUGUUCCCUGGCGAGUCGGGUAUCGACCAACUUGUUGAGAUUAUCAAAGUCCUCGGAACACCUACGCGUGACCAGAUCCGUACAAUGAACCCCAACUACAUGGAGCACAAGUUCCCUCAAAUCAAGCCGCAUCCGUUCAAUAAGGUGUUCCGGAAGGCUGAUCCCAAUGCAAUCGAUUUGAUCUCCAAGUUGCUCGAGUACACACCGACCCAGCGUCUGUCGGCCAUUGACGCCAUGGUGCACCCCUUCUUCGACGAGUUGAGGGAUCCCACCACGCGUCUGCCAGAUUCACGUCAUCCCAACGGAGCUGUGCGAGAAAUGCCAGUGCUUUACAACUUCACCCAUCACGAACUCUCAAUUGCGCCUCAUCUCAACCAGCAGCUUGUACCCCAACACAUUCGUGCUGAUUUGGCUGCCCGCGGUUUGGACUUUGAGUCGCCUAACUUCAAGCCGUUAAUAAGGGACCAAAUGCUGGCAAGGCUAGAUUAA